Solanum dulcamara is the source of this 771-nucleotide messenger RNA. RefSeq lists its product as uncharacterized. Bases 279 to 635 code for a protein of 118 amino acids. Gene Ontology annotation, cellular component: nucleus. NCBI's taxonomy places the organism in Eukaryota, Viridiplantae, Streptophyta, Magnoliopsida, Solanales, Solanaceae. Gene Ontology annotation, molecular function: transcription coactivator activity. The record is from RefSeq and is a predicted model, not a curated record. Gene Ontology annotation, biological process: regulation of DNA-templated transcription. The transcript has 5 exons.
AACUUAUUAGUCACCUUCUCCUUAAUUUUCUCAAGAUUGAUUACAUCCUAGUUUGAAUUGACAUGCCAUACUUGUUAAGAUGACUGUUUUUUCUUUUCAUUGUUCGCGACUAAUUUUUAUUAAAGCUACAUCUCAAAGCCGUGGAAGAAACACUUUUUUUUUAAUUUUUUUUUAAAAAAAGAACCGGAUCUAACUUUGUUACCAAAAAGGGGCAAAAGAAAUUCACCAUUGGAGUAGCUUGGAAGUUGAAAUCCCAUUGAAGAAGAAAAAGAAAAGAAAUGGAAAAGGAAGCAAAGAAAGAAGGUUUCAGGAAGUAUUUGGAGGCCAGUGGAGUUCUUGAUGCUCUAACCAAAGUCCUUGUUGCACUAUACGAGCAGAAUGACAAACCUUCUUCAGCUCUUGAAUUUGUCCAGCAAAAAUUAGGUGGUCCAUCACUGUCUGAAUAUGAAAAGCUACAAGCCGAGUUAUCAGAUCUGCAAAUUAGAUAUAAUGAACUCUCGAAAGAAAACCAAGAAAGAUGCAGGGAGUUGGAGGAAUUGAAACAAACACAAGCAGAAGCAUCAGCUAAUAAGGAGCCUGAUGUAGGAAAUACUCAUGAUGAAGAACUCAAGAGUACAGAUGUUGUAAAGAGUUAAAAAUGCCGUAGACUUAUUGGAGCUGUUGUAAUAUCAUUUGUUUGAGAGGAGUUUGAUUUGUAAUGACGAUGGAUCAAAAAUCACGUGUCUACAACAAUUUCAUGAAAGAGUAGAUACCAACUCCAUCUAUUUUCAA